Molecule: messenger RNA, 663 nt
Organism: Ogataea angusta
Lineage: Eukaryota; Fungi; Ascomycota; Pichiomycetes; Pichiales; Pichiaceae
Exons: 1
Coding region: 1-663 (220 amino acids)
Biological process (GO): protein targeting to vacuole; retrograde transport, endosome to Golgi
Cellular component (GO): endosome
Molecular function (GO): phosphatidylinositol-3-phosphate binding
Source: RefSeq, a predicted model, not a curated record
AUGUCAGAAAACAGUUUUGGAGCGUCAGAUUUACUUAUGGACAAAGACCCGUGGGCAUUGCCUGCCACACACGGCAUACAGAAUCUUCAGUCCUCUAUUUUGGAGGAUAAUAACUGGAGCUCUUACAACUCCAACGACAUCCUUGCCAAUAACUUCGCUGCGAUGAAUAUUGAUCGUGGCCAAGCAAAUGGCAGUGAGCUGUCUCACGACCACCCUGUGGCUUCAUCAGAUCCAUUGGCUAAUUCAGAGUCAUCGGACAUGGAAAACCAGGAGGAAGUGGACUUGAAACAAGACUCUGUUUGGUCGGAUGAGCUAGUUGCAUCAUUCAAUCCCCUGGGAUAUCAUAACACAGAAGAAAAAACCAUAAUCAGAGUCAAAGAAAUUCCUGAAAAGGAGGGCCUCGUCUUCAAGCACAUCAAUUACCUCAUUAGCCAUAACCUUCGUUUUCCUCCCGAGUUUUAUCAAAAUGACAAGCCGGCCGGAUCAGAAACAAAAAUUAUCAGAAGAUACAGUGAUUUUGCCUGGCUUCUAGAAGUGUUGUGGCGCAAGUACCCUUACAGACUGAUCCCAGAGUUGCCACCCAAAAAAUUGUGUAAGUAUUUUGCAACCUGCUUUCCCUGCUGGACAAUACUAACGAUACGAUCUAGUAGCAUCUUCCACUGA